Messenger RNA from Drosophila obscura, 1559 nucleotides. RefSeq names its product protein yellow. The transcript has 3 exons. Bases 102 to 1418 code for a protein of 438 amino acids. Gene Ontology annotation, cellular component: extracellular region. Lineage: Eukaryota; Metazoa; Arthropoda; Insecta; Diptera; Drosophilidae. The record is from RefSeq and is a predicted model, not a curated record.
CAGAUCUUGCACUCAGCGCACAAAGCUCGUCUCGAACGGUUACAAAAGCGGCGAUUGAAAGUACUUCGAACAAAGUCAAACAAAACAAAACAAAACAAAAUAUGUAUUCGAUACGAAUGGUGAGCCUGGGGCUAUUCUUGUGCCUGUUGAGCUGCUGGAGCUGGAGUGCAUUGGCCAAACUGGAAGAGAAAUUCUCGUGGAAGCAGCUGGCCUUCGAUUGGCCCAGCCCAGAGGCCGAGGCGGAGGCCAAAGCAAAUGGACACUACAUCGAGGAGAAUAACCUGCCGCUGGGCGUGGAGCGUUGGCAAAACAGAAUCUUUGUCACUGUGCCAAGAUGGAAGGCCGGUGUUGCUGCCACUCUCAACUACAUUGAUCUCAAUUCAACAGAGAAGUCCCCCAAACUGCAUCCCUAUCCCAGCUGGGAGGCCAACAAGUUGCCCAUCGAUGUCAAGCCACAGGAGCAGAAGACGCCCUCAGGCGGACGCUUGGAUGCUGAGAAGGCUCAGGAUGCUGGCAUUCAGUUGAAGGACAAUGCCACCAUCAUUUCCACAUUCCGCAUUCAGGUCGAUGUCUGCGAUCGUCUGUGGGUGCUGGACACGGGUCUGGCUGAUAUUCUGGGCAGCCCCAAGCAGAUAACACCGAAUUCCAUUCUGGUAUUUGAUCUCAAGACUGACACAUUGCUGCGUCGCUUCACCAUUCCGGAUGAUCAGUCCAAGGAGGGUUCCUUCUUUGCCAAUAUCGUUGUGGACGCUGAUCGUUCAGAGUGUGAGAAUGCCUUUGCCUAUGUGCCCGAUUUGGGUGCCUAUGGUGUGAUUGUGUACUCGCUGCGCAGCGACAAGUCCUAUCGCGUCAAGCACAACUUCUUCCACUUUGAUCCGCUGCAGGGCGACUUCAAUGUGGGCGGCGUCAACUUCCAGUGGACGGAUGGAGUCUUUGGCCUGGCCGUGGGUCCCAUGAAUCCCGAUCACACCAAGGAUAUCUACUUCCAUGCCCUGGCCAGUACCAAGGAGUUCAAGGUGUCCAAUCGUGUGCUGCAAAACGAAUCGCAUGUCACCGGUGGCGAUUCCUACUAUGACUUUAAAUAUGUGGGCGAUCGCGGCAUGAAUGGUCAGUCCACCGCUGAGGUCUUCGAUCCGGAAACCGGCGUCAUCUUCUACACGCAAGUGAACAAGGAUGCCAUCGCCUGCUGGAACAUCAAGCGUCCCUAUACGCCCGAUACGCAGGGCCUCAUUGAUUCCGAUUCGCAUACCUUGGUGUUUCCCAACGACCUGAAGAUUGAUAGCGAGGGCACCAUUUGGGUGCUGUCUGACAGGAUGCCAACGUAUUUGUACAAGGAACUGGAUCCCUCGGCCGUCAACUAUCGCAUUUUAAUGGGCAAUAACCGCGAUCUCAUCAAGGGUACACCGUGCGAAAUGUAAGCAGCAGCAGCAGCCGAAUGCCGAAUGCCAAAUGUCGAAUGCCCAAUGCCGUAUUUGUGUGUCGCGGUGCAUAUUUGUAUUUACAUAUGACAUUAUUUUUGUUGGUUAGUAAGUCAGCUUAAUAAACUAUUCUCAAUGUGA